AACGUUACGGUCGGCCAACCGAUUUUCUUCUGACAAACCCGGAAGUUUUUUGUCUGUCUCCCUCUGGCUGGAAGCAGGCAGGCGAGCAGCUCCAGUGACUGUAACCUCUCCAUUUUGUUGGAUAAAGUCCGCUUCAGCCUCUGAGCUCACCAUCACCAUCUCCCCAGGUGUGAGUGUUAGUAAGGUGUGUGCAUGUGUGUGUGGAUUGAGUGUGUUUUGGGGUGAUGUACUGUACGUACCAGGAUCGGAAGGAGUUGGAGGAUGAUCUCUAUCAAGAGGAUGAAGGGGACUCUGAGGGGUCAGAGGCCAACAGCGAGCUGGAGUUCCACCUCUACAGCCAGCUCCACUACUCUUCUAAUGCCGGGGUGUUAGAGGAGGAGGAGGAUAGAGGAGGAGAGAAGGCGGAGGGCCAGAACAGCCAGCAGCUCGAGGUGCCUGAGAAGACUGUAGAUGUUGACGGAGAGCAGGAACAGACUGGAGAAAGUAGGCCUCCGUCACCUGAUUUGAGCGAGUUACUGCAGCACCUGAAGAACAAGAAGGGAGAGAAACCUGAUAAACAGAAGAAGGGAAAAAGUGACCCUAAAGGUCUGAGGUCGUCGUCAUCGUUUUUUGAGGAGGUCAUUGUGAUUGACUCCAGCCCUGAUGUCAUCUCCAUCUCUGAUGAUGACACUACUGAUGAUGAUAAAGGGGUCUGCGCAUUAAAGGGCCGAGGCUUAAACCAGCGGCAGACUUCUACCCCGGCCCAACAGGGAACCCAGAAAAGGAGUCUCCGUGUGCCAGUGACUGUGGACUCCAGCAGCUCCGAGUCAGAUUCAGAAGAGUCGGAUUCAAAGUCUGAGUCGUCAGAUUCUUCCGAUUCUGAUGGUCUGGAGAACUGGAUGAUCCUGGGUCCAGGGAAGCAGGAUGGAGACCAUUCCAUCUCACUCAACCUAGAGGGAGGGUCUGACAGCAACACAGAUGUUGAAGAAGAAGUGGGCGGCUGGUUGGUUUCUUCCAAGGACAAGGAGGCUCGGAUCUAUAACAAAGACAAGGGUGCUAGGAUAACGGUGUCAAACAGAUACUAUACUAACAAGAACGUCCAGUGUAGAAACUGCAACAAGAACGGACAUCUCUCCAAGAACUGCCCUGAGCCCAAAAAGUUGCCGCCCUGCUUCCUUUGUGGAAACCCAGGUCACCUGGUCAGUGGAUGUCCCAAUAAGCACUGCAACAACUGCGGCUUGCCUGGGCACCUCUUCAAUUCCUGCCGCGAGAGAGUGUACUGGCGCAAACAGUGCGAACGCUGCAGCAUGACGGGGCACUUCUCUGAAGCUUGUCCAGAGAUCUGGAGACAGUAUCACAACUCUACAAAGGAAGGUCCUCCUGUAAAGCAGCAACGAAAAGAACACCGGAGUCGAAACCAUCCCUCCUGCUACAACUGCUCCAGGAAAGGACACUAUGGCCAUGCGUGUAAACUGCAGAGGAUGUUCAAUGGGACGUAUCCCAGCACCCCAUUGAUUAACCACUAUGACACUGUAAAGGACAUCAAAUGCAGACAAGAGUGGAUAAUGUCGAAGGUUAAAGAACUGAAGAAAAAUGGCUUUUUACCUGCCUGUUCUCAGACCCCUCUCACUCCAGGACCGCCAAAGAAGAAACAGAAAAUCAGCCAUCACAAAAGUAACCCCCGGCCUUACCAUACACCUCACCAAAGCCCAAACAAGCCUACCCCCAAAUCCAGCCAUAUCUUUUUUAAUGACGAUGACUUUGGGUCCGCAGCACCCAAAACGAAUAAGAACAAUAAGCACAAACAACAGAAAGGCACUAGCAAUGUGAAACCGUGGAAACCCAAGAGACCAGUGCCCACCUCGAAAGACCCUCACCCACCAACUAAACUCAUUUUGGAUGAAGCAGAUGACUUUCCCAGAGGUGGGGGCAAAGGAGAGGAUAUAGUGAAGAAGAGGAAUAGGUUGAAGAAAACGAAGCAAGUUCCUUUAGCGCAACCAGAAGGACACAGAAAGAGCAGACCAGACCGUCUCUGUUGGACUGUAACCGGAGAGAUGCAGGGGUCCGCGUCAAAGCAAGAGAAAGGAAAGAGGAAAAAGAGAAAUCGAGCCCAGAAGAGCGCUGACAAAAAGGAUGCCGCACAGAUGUACCCAACAGAUGAGAACCUGUUUAUCAUCAAACAGAAGAAGAAACGCAACAGAUAUAAGGAGUCUGUUUGAGGUGUAGGAGUCAGGGUCUGCCGGGGCAGUGAUCUUCAUGACCAGUACAUAUAGUACAUAUAGUAUGUCCUUUGGGGACAUUUGGGGACCUGUCAGACAUUCUGUUGACUCAGGUGCUUUAUGAGGUGCACAGGCCUUUUUUUUAACGGAAGACGUUUUGCCAUGUCACAGAAGGAAAAGCACAGGUGUAAAUAAUAAAAUGAAUGAUGGCUGAAUUGAUCUGCUUCAGUUUGAGGGUCCUGGUAAUGUGCAUGCUGACUCAGUCAGGGUUUACUGGGACACUUGAAUAGAACAAAGCCAUUGUUCGGUUCACAAUUUUUGAAGUCUGUCUUAAAGGUAUAAUAUGCAGUAUUUUACAAAAAAUGUAUAGACUUAUACAAAAAUAAUCCCUCUCAAACAUCACUUGUGAUUCACUAGACAUUUGUGGCAACCCUGCCCUCUGCCUGUUUUGUUUUGUUUUCCUUUUUUUUUCCGUGUGCGGGACGUUUAUAGGCGUCAGCUAAGAGCCUUUGGGCCCCACGUGAAUGUGGAACAGCCAGUAACCUCGGCAUCUCAUACCGACGCAAAAGUUUAACCAACACAGACACAAACAGGAUAAAACUCUGCAUUCACACAAAAUCCGUCAAUGUGGUACCUUCGCGCAGAGGAGUGGGUGUGUUUAUUUGUGCUCCAGAACGUUACAGCCGUGAAACAAUCAGAAAUAACGUUUUAUUCCUCUGAUUCACUGUUUUGUUCGACGCUCCCUCUUCAUUCACUCUCUAGCUCGCUUGACCACCUCUCUCUCUCUCUCUCUCUCUCUCUCACAAUCUGGCUCGUUGAGCUGGGGCCAACUUUGAACAGUGUGUAUUUACAAACAGUAAGCGAUACCUCCUACAUGUUAUACCUUCAAAUCAAUAGUCAGGUGUCCAUGUGAACAUUAGAAUCGUUUUUUUCUCGCUGUAAUAUUUCCUCCGGUUCACACUGAGAUCCUUUCCUAAUACACUCUGUUUAAGUGAUGAGCAAAUUCACAGUCUUCGUUUUGUAUAAGUGUUUAUAACUAAUAUGGGGCUUCAGCAGUCUGAGUUAGACAAGUCAAGUGGAUAUCUUUCAAAAAUCUUUCUAUUUAGUACAAAAUCCCCUCUUUUUGUUACAAUCUCUCCACUGCAGCUAACCAGUGAAACGCUGGCCAGGAAAACAACAGGAGGGGAUUUUGUACCGAUAAGAGCGUAACAUUGGAAGAUAUCCACUUGAUUUGUCUAACUCAGACAAAAAACGAUACAAACCUACAUUGGAAACGCUUUUGAUUAUAACAAGCAAAUUUGUUUUAAUGUUCAUAUGGGCAACUAACUAUCGUUUUAAGACAACAACAAAAAAGUGAAGUUAUCCGGUAUUAAUUAGCUCCACCUGUACUUUUCCUAAAAUGAUCAAAAUGGCUGCUGUCUCCUGUGGUCAGUGUGAGAAUUAUAGCUCCUAUUCAAACAGUGGCAUCAUUUUCACAAUGAAGUCACUGUUAAUAUAUAUGGAGAUAGACAAUUAAGAACCCAGUUAAGAGUUCAGUUCAGUCUGUUCACAUUAGUUUCUGCACAUGGCAAAAUUUGAAUUGAAAACAGACUUUGCUCUGUGAAUCAUUUCAUAGUGCCUCUGCUCUGAACACAUAUUCUUAAAGUUGUUGCUGCUGUUUGCAGUUGGAACCAAAGGAUGAUGGAUUUUUAAAAAAUACUUUUGAAAAUGGUUCUCUUUUAUUUAGAACUGAAGAUAUGCCUUUUUUCUAUAACACUCAUUAAUUCGUUCAUCAUCAUCUAAAUAUUUUAACAUACUGUAAAUACCUCUAUUACACAUCAUGUUUGAUUCAAUUCUGCAGAUUCUCACCAGUUCUUUUGUGAUCUGCAUCAUGGACAUGCAGCCCUGACAGUAUUAACUUUUAACCCUUCCUAUUUAAAUUCAGUUGUACAUGGUCUUAUUUGUUAUGGUUUUAACAUGAUGAAACCUUAUUAACAUAACAUGAAAGAUUAUGAGACGGUUCCAUGAUAACACCUAGCUACCUGAAGCACUUGGAAAAUUACAACUUGAAUCUGCUCUGUCUGACUAAGUUCUGUGAUUAAGGAAGAGAAAUUCGUUGCAUUAGUUUUGUGCUUCAUCUAAGGCCUGUUUACACUGGUCCAUUCAGUAACUGUUGCAUAAUUAUUCACAUUGCAUUUAUGAUGUAAUUUAUGAUGAUACAUUAAAAUAAUUUGGUUCCAGUC
Perca fluviatilis (European perch) is the source of this 4420-nucleotide messenger RNA. RefSeq names its product zinc finger, CCHC domain containing 7 (gene zcchc7). Gene Ontology annotation, molecular function: nucleic acid binding; zinc ion binding. The transcript has 10 exons. The coding region runs from base 225 to 2198 and encodes 657 amino acids. Lineage: Eukaryota; Metazoa; Chordata; Actinopteri; Perciformes; Percidae. The record is from RefSeq and is a predicted model, not a curated record.